CACUGUCAGCGCUGGGUCAAUUUAAAAGAAAAAAUUAUUAAAAGACGAUAUUAUUACAAAUAUUAUCUCCUUGUAAUAAAGUUAUUUCUACAAUGCCUGCUGCAGCGAUGUAUUCUUUACUUAUAAAAAAAGAAAAUGCCCACGAAGAUCCAAUAUACUGCUGUGCAUGGACUCAAACAAAUAUUUCUGCUGACCCAAAGGAACAGAAGAAAGAUUUUAUAGUUACUGGAGGUCUAGAUGGCUUAGUAAAAGUAUGGCGUGUAGAUAACUACAAGUUGGAAUUGUAUCACACAUUACAAGGGCACUCAAUGGCUGUAGUUUCAGUUGCUGUCAGUUCUGAUGGACACACGAUAGCCUCAGCUUCAUUAGACUCAACUAUGAUAAUAUGGGAUUUAACAUCUGGUAACAAAGUCCAUGAAAUACAAAGUGAAGCUACAGAUGUAUGGAAGAUUGAGUUUUCUCCGAACAACACACAUGUUGCCUCGGGAAGUCAUACAGGGAAAGUUGUCAUAUAUGAUAUUGUGAAGGGGAUGGUCCAUAAGGUUUUAGAUACGAGAGGCAAGUUUACUGUUUGUGUGGCAUGGAGUGCAGAUGACAGAUUUAUAAGUAGUGGUUCUGUGGACGGCACAGUCUGCAUAUUUGACGUACAACAAGGCAAGUUAAUACACACAAUAGAAGCUCACACUAAAAUUGUCCGAAGUGUACAAUUUUCAAUGAAUCUUCUUGUAACAGCUUCGGAUGAUGGAUUUGUUAAUAUUUACGAGUCUGGCAGUGGGAACCUUAUUAAAAACGUGAAUCUGAAGUGCGGUGUACUCAGCGCCUGUUUCUCUGUAGACGGUAACCGCGUGUGUGCGGCGCGCGUUGACGGCGCCGUCUGCCUCAUAAUGCUGGCCGAUUACAGCAUAGGAAAACUGUUCCACGAACAUUCCAGUAUGGUUUGGGAUGUCAAAUUUAACCCAAAAAGUGACCAUGUAGUGUCAGUUUCCAAGGACAAAUGCAUCAAUGUUUAUGAAUGCCCAAUACCGCAGAGAGAUAUCAAAAAGUGAAGUGUAUUUAAAUAUUGCAAUAAACACUAUAUAUAAUA
Messenger RNA from Papilio polytes (common Mormon), 1084 nucleotides. RefSeq names its product WD repeat-containing protein 61-like. Lineage: Eukaryota; Metazoa; Arthropoda; Insecta; Lepidoptera; Papilionidae. The transcript has 7 exons. Bases 93 to 1046 code for a protein of 317 amino acids. Gene Ontology annotation, molecular function: protein binding. The record is from RefSeq and is a predicted model, not a curated record.